AUGUACGACGUCCCGUGGAGGACUAGGACUCGUACUGAGCAAACAAUCCCUGCGUCCAGUCGGCCUUUGUCUCCCAGUAUGAUCGACUUUGAGAUCCGUGCCUUAGGCGGCAUGACCACUGCAUUUGACACAAAGCCUGAGGAGCUGCAGAACCUAAAAAGCCCUAUCCCGGUCGGAGAUAGAAUUAUUGAACUGAAUGUCGAAAAUGCGCGCCUAAGGCGUGAAAUAGACUACUACAAGACCUUAACCAACGAGGUCCUUCACCCACUUUUAGCCCACGUCAGGUUUCACACACAGGGACUAUUCUCAGCGGUCCAAAGACUUGAUGCAAAGAUCGAAGAGGCCAAUGCGCGAUUGUGA
Microdochium trichocladiopsis is the source of this 360-nucleotide messenger RNA. RefSeq lists its product as uncharacterized. NCBI's taxonomy places the organism in Eukaryota, Fungi, Ascomycota, Sordariomycetes, Xylariales, Microdochiaceae. Bases 1 to 360 code for a protein of 119 amino acids. The record is from RefSeq and is a predicted model, not a curated record. The transcript is spliced from 2 exons.